AUGGGCGUUCUUCCUCAAGAAAUCAUCAAAACUGAUGUGAUAAACGAUGAGAUUUUCAUCAAUUCCACGUACAGUUUCAGUGCAAAACAGUGGACGAGAGAGCAAAUUGUGACUGCCGUGAGUUUUGCUUAUGUUGUUAUUUCAAUUCUGAUGGUUCUUCUUUGGUCUGCCUAUUUGUGUUUUGAUGGAAGAAAGGCGCCCAGACGAGACACUCGAGUGAUUCAUAUGCUUGCGCAGAGAACUGUUUUCCGACUU
Molecule: messenger RNA, 255 nt
Organism: Mesorhabditis belari
Lineage: Eukaryota; Metazoa; Nematoda; Chromadorea; Rhabditida; Rhabditidae
Source: the annotation of a GenBank genome assembly